AUGAGUCUUUUACCUGGGUUAUUGUUAUUUUCUGUUGCUAUUGCAGGAACAACUGCUGCGCCGAGCAGAGGUUAUGGCGAUGAUAUUAAAUGGGUUACCCUCGACGAAGCAUUCAGGCAAGCCAUAGACGAGCAAAAACCAAUUUUCUAUCUUAUCCAUGACAGCAGCUGUAGCGCAUGCAUAAAGUUGAAGCAAAAACUCAGUGAAGCACCUGAACGAGAAGAUAUUGUUAAUUUGUCGCGAGAAUUCGUAAUGGUCAACAUGGAAAACAGCGAAGUAUUAAAAGAUGAUUUACCAGAGUAUAGGCCAGACGGACGAUACACUCCUCGAAUUCUCUUUUUAUAUCCUGAUGGCACAUUAAUGACGGACGUGACAAAUAGGAAGCGUUCUAAGUAUUAUUCGUAUUAUUACGACUACCCCGAAGAUAUAUUGGAAGGAAUGCAGAAGGCACUAUCGAUGAUGGGAUGA
Molecule: messenger RNA, 468 nt
Organism: Dracunculus medinensis (Guinea worm)
Lineage: Eukaryota; Metazoa; Nematoda; Chromadorea; Rhabditida; Dracunculidae
Source: the annotation of a GenBank genome assembly